UGAAACAACAAUAAUACAGUUUGUGAUGUGUUUGUAAGACCAGUGAAAACAAUUGUGAUUACAAAUAGUAUUAUUACAGAAGCAAACGAAGCUUGCAAUACUAAUAUGUCUUCCCUCCAAAAGUCGAUUUUAAAAUCAAAACUACCACCGUCAGGUGUCAAUGUUGGAAUGAGUGCUAGGUUAGUCAAAUCAAAGGGAUUUCAGCGUAAAAGAGACUAUGAACCAGUUCAGUGGAUUCCAUAUUUUGAUCAUUCCAAGAAAGUGAAUAUAGGAGAUGAUAAAUUUCAUAUUUAUACUAAGGGUACAAAAGGACCUACAUUAGUAUUGCUACAUGGGGGUGGUUACAGUGCAUUAACUUGGGCAGAGUUCACUGUAGGUAUUAACUAUUAAAUGUAUGAAAUGCAGAAUAAUUUGCACAUUUUGCAUGUUUUAGAAAUCAAUCAUGGAAGAAACUUGUCUACAGAUAUUUUAGCAGAAGAUGUUGCGGCAAUUGUUAGAGAAACAACAGAAGAUGAUCCGAUAAUCCUUGUGGGUCACAGUAUGGGUGGUGCAGUAGCUGUUAGAGCUGCUCCAUUAAUUCGGAAUUUGUAUGGAUUAGGAGUUAUUGAUGUUGUUGAAGGAACAGCUAUGGAUGCAUUAGCAUCUAUGCAAAGCUUUCUAAGAUCUCGGCCAUCUAGUUUUAGCUCUAUUUCUCAAGCUGUGGAGUGGUGUGUACGAAGUGGCCAAAUCCGUAACAUACAAUCAGCUAAGGUGUCAGUUCCUGGACAAAUAAAAAACAUCGAAACCAACAAAUUAGCCACUCAUGAUAUCGAUUCUCUAUCGCAAACAACAUGCGAGUGUAAUACAGAAACUAAGGUUUCGCGUGAAGAUGUUAUUCAAGAAGAGGAACCUGUAAAUAUGCUACCGCCACCUCCCCCUACCACUGCCACUGCUACUAAAAAAUAUGUUUGGAGAAUAGACUUAUCCAAGACUGAAAAGUAUUGGCAUGGAUGGUUUAAUGGUUUGUCAACUGCAUUCUUAAAUGUACCGGCUCCAAAGGUAUUACUGCUUGCUGGUGUCGAUAGAUUAGAUCGGGAACUUACGGUUGGUCAAAUGCAAGGUAAAUUUCAAAUGCAAGUACUACCUGCAUGUGGACAUGCAGUACAUGAAGAUGUUCCAGAUAAAGUUGCAGAAGCAAUUGCUACUUUUAUGGUUAGACACAAAUUUGCAGAACCAGCAUCUGAUUUUCCGCGAACAUUUCCUGCUUGUUAG
Messenger RNA from Habropoda laboriosa, 1251 nucleotides. Its product is annotated as protein phosphatase methylesterase 1. NCBI's taxonomy places the organism in Eukaryota, Metazoa, Arthropoda, Insecta, Hymenoptera, Apidae. Gene Ontology annotation, molecular function: protein methylesterase activity. The record is from RefSeq and is a predicted model, not a curated record. Gene Ontology annotation, biological process: protein demethylation.